AUGAACUCCGAAAAAAUCAUCGCGAGGAGCAGCUUGAAGAGGGAUUAUUGUGGCGCUGAAAGCCAUUACCCUUAUCGUUUAUUUUCGGACCUACGCAAUCUGUCGGGGACGACGCUGAUGAAUCUGCUGGCGGCGCUUUUCAUGACGCAACUUCUUUACGUUGUUGGUGUUGGAGGAGUGCCGGAUGCGGAGCUCUGCAUAGCGUUGGCUUUUUCUCUGCAAUACGUGCGACUUUGCGUGCUUUGCUGGAUGCUGACGAUGGCCCACCAUCUGCAUUCUCAGUUUAGGACAAGUUUACAUUUAAAUCCCAUCACGGACAAUGCAAUCGGAAAACACUUCUUCAAAUACUCAGUGUUCGGCUGGGGUGUCCCGGGAAUCCUCUUAGCUGCAAGUAUCAUGGUCCAGUACCACGACAAGGCCGGAAAGCUGCUCGAUACUGCAAGUCUAAAGUCGCAAAACUGCUGGUUUCUUGAUCGAAACGCUUUCAUCUACGGCUUAUUGGUUCCCUCGGCGAUCUUAAUAUCGGUCACAUUGUAUUAUUUGGUGAGAUCGGCUUUAGUGGCACGCUACGUCAUCAAUAUGCAAGUGGAUCGCAAGAUACGUGAUAAAAUGCGGCGUAAGAGGAUGCUGCAUAUUGCUCUUUUUGCGAAGAUCACGGUGCUACUGGGUCUGGUAGUAACUCUCGGCGCUCUGAGCAAACUCUUCAAAUCCGAAGCAGCUUGGAUCGCUUAUCACGUCGGACAGGGUCUCCAGGGCAUCUUCAUCGCCAUGCUAGUGACCUGCAAUUGCCAAGUGCUAAAGCUCUACACACGAAGUAUGAAAUCUCGAGCUUCACGUCAUAUACCAGUCUACGCAAGCAUGGGUCGUGCCUCUUCUACAGCAGCUGUGUCCAAAUCGACCAGCCUCCAGCUCUUGACAUGGGAACCAGCCCCAGAUCCCGUGUAAAUAAAUUAUACGACGCAUAGUGUUUUAGUUAGUUAGGUAGUCGUCUUGACAAAAAAAAUUAUGUCGCGGAGAGUACGUUUCGUGGACAAAGUAGUGAGUACAUAUCACUUGCGAGUAAUAAGUCAAAGGGUUUGCAAUACUUUUAUAUUUUUUUAGCGAGCGGAUUACUGAAACAUGUGAACAGUUUUUUGUUUGUGAUACACACAACUUGAAGUACCUACUUGUACCAGUUUUGAAGUCAUUCGUGUUUCCCGCUACUUAUCACUAUAAACGUGCAAAUAAGAGGCUGUAGAAUAGCCAUUAGAUUCUAAUACACUAAUACCAAAUAACUGAGUAAUUAAAUUUCAUUGAUUUUACAAAAGUAUGCUGACUUUUUUGUUUGAAUUUAAUUUAAAGUCACGUCAAAGUUAUGAAAAAUAAUU
Molecule: messenger RNA, 1367 nt
Organism: Zophobas morio
Lineage: Eukaryota; Metazoa; Arthropoda; Insecta; Coleoptera; Tenebrionidae
Product: latrophilin-like protein LAT-2
Exons: 6
Coding region: 1-945 (314 amino acids)
Biological process (GO): G protein-coupled receptor signaling pathway; cell surface receptor signaling pathway
Cellular component (GO): membrane
Molecular function (GO): G protein-coupled receptor activity
Source: RefSeq, a predicted model, not a curated record